Molecule: messenger RNA, 4003 nt
Organism: Elaeis guineensis (African oil palm)
Lineage: Eukaryota; Viridiplantae; Streptophyta; Magnoliopsida; Arecales; Arecaceae
Biological process (GO): DNA repair
Cellular component (GO): nucleus
Molecular function (GO): zinc ion binding; protein binding; phosphoric diester hydrolase activity
Source: RefSeq, a predicted model, not a curated record
GAUGGAAAAAAAAUGCAGUUAAAGCGCCUAGAAAUGGCGGGAGUUAGGGUUUCUCAUCUCCGCAUCCCCUUUUUCUUCAUCUCUUGGCGACCUUUAACCAAUCUUUCCUUCAUCUUAUUCUUCGAUUCCUUUUCUUCAAUUCGAUAUAAUUCUUCAGAUCGAUUUUGAUUUCGAUUUCGAUUUCUCCUGUCAUACGUUUGCUCAAAACGUUCUUUCGUCGUUGGAAUCUUUUCAGAAGAUCUGCCCUGUACCGUUGUCUAGAUCACUUCUUAUCUUCGAAUUCGAAUUCAGUUGAAUCCAUCAUAUAAUUUGUAUGGAAUUCCAUUCUUCCAGCAAGCGGAGGGGAGAAGAGGAACGUCGAUCCCCUCUUCCGUCCUCCAAGAAGCAGAGGAUUCCAAUCCCUGAGUUGGGUUUCUUCCACCUCCGAUCCCUCAGCGGCGGCCCCGAUCCACCCCGCGAGCUCAUCUGUCUGAGAUCCGAUCGGGUCUACACUGCAGGCCGGGAGAGCAGGCGCUGCGGGAUCGUUUUCCGUCAUCGUUGCAUCAGCAGGCGCCACUGCCAGUUCUUCCUCGAUGGAUCUGAUCGCAAGCUUCGGUUGAUAGAUGGCUUCUUUCUUACUGACACUUCAGAUCUCGACGAGACAAGGCGGAGAUUCCGGUCUGCAGGGCAUGGUUUGGCGUCUAGGGUUUCCUUGAAUGGAGUCUUCAUCAAUGGCCGCAGGCUUCCCAAAGGCAUCGCUGUAGAACUGACCGUCGGCGAUGAGAUUUUGCUUGGUUGUCCGAAUGCAUCGGAUGAUAAUUGCAGGAUCAAGUAUGGUUUUGUUGUAGAGAGGAUCCUUUUAUCGGAGGCCACGGGACGCUUUGAUCCUAAAGAUGCCUUCUUUUCCAAGGGAAACGUGGUCUCCGACGAUACCACUCUCUGCAGGUCGGGGUUUGAAGAAUUGGUCCCAAGAGCAGUGUUCCUUCUGAACCAGUUGAGAAGCAUCUUAGGGUGCUCAGAUCCUGUGUCCUAUUUGAGGAAUUUUUUCAAUUUGGAUCAUCAUGGAAAGAGAAGUGUUGAGAGGGUUGUGGAACAUGGCUUGAAGAAAAUCCAUGCUCUGGAUACGGAGAAACGCUCCAAGUUGGUCGCCACUUGGAGAAAUGCUGCCACUGAAGUGAUUUCUUCUGAAGAAUCUGAUCGAAAUGUUGUUGGGAACUAUGAGCACGGAGAGUGCUCCACGAACCCAGUUGGAAAAAGUGAACAUACCCACAGUCAAUCGCAUCUGAAGAGAGAUCCAGGGAUUGGUUGUUACUCGGAUGGUAAGACGUUCUUUCUGAAUCGCCUUGAAUUUAUGGGUCCCGGUACAUCAAGUCAACAUGCUGGAGUCACUUUGCCUGAGCUUCUCCAUCCUGUCAAAAGCCUUAUCCGAGUAUUUAUUGCAACAUUUACUUGUGAUGUAUCUUGGUUUUUGUCAUGUUGUCAAGUGCCAAACCAUCUACCUAUAACAAUUGCAUGUCAUAGUCGCGAGAGAUGUUGGAGUUCGAGCCAUGAUAGCAGAACAUCAUCACCAUAUGCAAACUAUCCAAACUUAUUGCUUGUUUACCCCCCAUUUUGUGAUGAAAUAGCCUUUGGAAAAGAUCGCAGAAAGCAAGGCAUUGCAUGUCAUCACCCAAAAUUGAUUGUCUUGCAAAGGGAGCAUAGUAUUCGUGUUGUCAUAACUUCAGCAAAUCUGGUUCCUAAACAGUGGAACCACAUAACCAACACAGUUUGGUGGCAAGAUUUUCCUUGUAGAACUGCUCCAGAUUAUUCAGCUCUUUUUGGUACAAUUGAAGAAUCAAAAUCUGACUUUGCUGCUCAACUAGCUGGGUUUAUAGCAUCUCUUAUCACUGAUGUACCCAGCCAAGCACACUGGAUCAAAGAAUUGACUAAAUAUGACUUUCGAGGGGCUGUUGGUCAUCUGGUUGCUUCAGUACCUGGAAUACAUGCACAGAGCUCUUGUUACCUUGAUGCUGAUUAUUGUCUCUCUGCACAACAGACCGUGCAUUCAAAAUCUGUUGCCAGAAAUUUUCUUGGUUGUGUUCAAGCAUCUGUAGUUGGUUUAAGCCAUCGUUUUCGUGCUGCAACUGACUCUAACUGUGCUCAAGUGAAAAUCCUGGCUUCACUUCUUGGAAAAUGUCGGGAGAACACAAGUGGAACCAUAGAAGUUCUGUUGAAACGAAACAUGAAUAUACCUGCAGAUGCUAAUGCUGUGAGCGUUCUUGUUGCAGAUUUAGAUGAACUUUCUGAGGGAGAUGCUAUACAACUUGGUUUUUUGCCUAGGGAUGUUGCAAAGUGGGUAUCACCUCUCAGUGAUGUUGGGUUCUUUAGUUUUUCUGCCUAUGUCUAUCCAAAAGAAGCCCUUGCAGCUGCAUUUGAGGGAAGCAAUUUGAAAGUGCAGCUUGUACUUCGCGUAUCACAGGCAUAUCAAACACUGAAACUGCAUUUUUAUAAUUCUUUUGAAGAAACAACUAUGCUGAUAUCUGUAAUAUGUUAUAAUGGAAGUUUUAGAUCAUGUGGAUGUAACAGAGCUUGCUAUGUAAUGCAGGGGCCAAAAUUUUCUGAAAUAUCAAGUUUGAUCCAGCCUCACCAUGUUGCCUCAUUAUGCUCACUACUUUCAUCCAUACAGAGGUGCCUUGGCCUUUGGCGCUUGCAAGAGGUGUUGUCUCGUUACAAGUGGCUUGAUUCAUUGGAGACAGAUUUUAUAUAUGGUUCCUCCUCAAUAGGAACUUCAGUCAAUUCGCAAUUUUUGGCUGCCUUUUCGGCAGCUGCUGGGAAAAGGUCAUAUCAGUAUCCUGACUCUGAAGAGUCUGAUCCAGAGUGGGGUUGCUGGACUGCUGGUCAUGAGUCAAGGAAUCCAUCUAUGAGGAUCUUAUUUCCUACCAUUGAAAGAGUGAAAAAUGGAUCCUGUGGUAUCCAGCCUUUCAGAUGCUUGCUUUCCUUGUCCGAGAAAACUUGGCGAGGAUUGAGAGCUGCAGAUAUAUUUCAUGAUGCCAUUCCUCAUCCAUGUAAUAGAGUAGGAUAUCCAAUGCAUGUCAAGGUUGCUCGUAGGCGCUUUGUGUCCAAAGCAACCAUGUCCUCAUUUGGCUGGAUAUAUUGCGGAUCUCACAAUUUCAGCCCAGCUGCUUGGGGACGCACUGCUGUGUCCACUGCUUCAAGUCUAAGAUUGCAUAUUUGCAACUAUGAACUUGGUAUUUUAUUAAUUGUGCCCCCAUCAGAUACAUCAGAGGGAACUGCUGGAAAGGGUUUUAAUCUAGAUGAUAUUACCUUGCCAUUCGUCAUGCCUGCACCAAAAUACCAAGAUAGUGAUAGGCCGGCAACUGCACAGGCCAUGCGGGAGGCUGUUGCUGUUCUGCUGAGAGACAAGUCAUCAGUGGCGGUAGCCACGGAAGAGGUGAGUGAGGAUAUCCCAGAUGAAGAAGAAGUGUUUGAGGCAUCUGAUUAUUUCACCGAAGAGAAAGAGGAGGAGAAGAUCUAUGCAGAGAUGCUUUGGAGCCAGGUGGACUCCGAAAGCUGAUCCAAAUUGAAAUCAACUGUUCUCUAUAUUUAGAGUUGCAGCUGCACAGGAAACACAUCCUAUUUCAGGUAACCAGUAAAUGCAUCGUUUCAAAGUGGAGCUGCUAGUAAAAGAUUUGUGCCAUAUGUCAUGCUAAAAUGCUGAAGCAUACCUUGGAGGCAAGAAGCCAAUCAUUUAUCGAUACUGAAAAAUAAGAAGUCAGCAAGUUGUGGGCAAUGUGUGCUUUGUUCAUUAGCUGAUAAACUGAAUAACAUGACAAGCAAAGAUGGGGCAACCUGGCAAUGUAAAGACAAAUUAGAGUUUCAGGAGUCUUUGUCCCAUGCAAUUGGCCCAUCAGUACAUUCUCUGGACUUGGAAGACUAUGUUGUAUAUGAUGUAUAUGAUUGAAUUAUCAUUAUUUAUAUAAUUUAAUCUAUUUCUAUGCAAAAUAAGGACAAACUUCAUUUGCAGGAAUGUUGAUUCUUUUCUAUA